UUCAAUGUCGGGGGCGGAGCAGACGAGGGAGCCCUCCGAGGAUUGGCCAGUGUCGAGACGAGGGGGCGGUGCCUAGCGGCCGGGCGGUUGGGCAGUGCAAGCAGAGUCUUUUCAGCGCUGAGGACUGGCGCUGAGGAGGCGGCGGUGGCUCCCGGGGCGUUUGAGCGGGCUCACCCGAGCCCGCGGGCCAACGCGGAUCCAGGCCCGGCCGGCGGGACAGCUCCGGACUCUCCGCGGGCCUUCCUAGCCGCCAUGGAGGACGGUGUCUAUGAACCCCCGGACCUGACUCCGGAAGAGCGGAUGGAGUUGGAGAACAUCCGGCGGCGGAAGCAGGAGCUGCUGGUGGAGAUCCAGCGAUUGCGGGAGGAGUUGAGUGAAGCCAUGAGUGAGGUGGAAGGUCUGGAGGCCAAUGAAGGCAGUAAGACCUUACAGAGGAACCGGAAGAUGGCCAUGGGCCGGAAGAAAUUCAACAUGGACCCCAAGAAGGGGAUCCAGUUCUUGGUGGAGAACGAGCUCCUGCAGAACACACCGGAGGAGAUUGCCCGCUUCCUGUACAAGGGCGAGGGGCUGAACAAGACGGCCAUUGGGGACUACCUGGGGGAGAGGGAAGAGCUGAACCUGGCAGUGCUCCAUGCUUUUGUAGAUCUGCACGAGUUCACCGACCUCAACCUGGUGCAGGCCCUCAGGCAGUUUCUCUGGAGCUUUCGUCUUCCUGGAGAGGCCCAGAAAAUUGACCGCAUGAUGGAGGCCUUCGCCCAGCGCUACUGCCUGUGUAACCCUGGAGUCUUCCAGUCCACAGACACGUGCUAUGUGCUGUCCUUCGCCGUGAUCAUGCUGAACACCAGCCUGCACAACCCCAACGUCCGGGACAAGCCAGGCCUGGAGCGUUUUGUGGCCAUGAACCGAGGCAUCAACGAGGGCGGGGACCUGCCUGAGGAGCUGCUGAGGAACCUCUACGACAGCAUCCGGAAUGAGCCCUUCAAGAUCCCAGAGGAUGAUGGGAAUGACCUGACCCACACGUUCUUCAACCCCGACCGGGAGGGCUGGCUCCUUAAGCUGGGGGGCCGGGUGAAGACCUGGAAGCGGCGCUGGUUCAUCCUCACCGACAACUGCCUCUACUACUUCGAGUACACCACGGACAAGGAGCCCCGGGGCAUCAUCCCACUGGAGAACCUGAGCAUCCGGGAGGUGGAUGACCCCAGGAAGCCGAACUGCUUUGAGCUCUAUAUCCCCAACAACAAGGGGCAGCUCAUCAAGGCCUGCAAGACGGAGGCGGACGGGCGCGUGGUGGAGGGCAACCACAUGGUCUACCGCAUCUCCGCCCCCACGCAGGAGGAGAAGGACGAGUGGAUCAAGUCCAUCCAGGCUGCGGUGAGUGUGGACCCCUUCUAUGAGAUGCUAGCAGCGAGAAAGAAGCGGAUCUCGGUGAAGAAGAAACAGGAGCAGCCCUGACCCGUCCCCAAGUCCAUUAUUUAUUUUGGAGCUGCCCCGCCCGGGUGGCCGGACCCCUGGGCCCUGGGGCUGUGGAUCCUGGUUCCCCCAUUUGGAAAAUUCACCUCUAGCUCCUCUUUCCUUCUUUGUAAUCCACACACUGUUGGUAAUCUUAAUAUUAAUGAACCUCUUGCGCCUGCA
Messenger RNA from Dipodomys ordii (Ord's kangaroo rat), 1632 nucleotides. RefSeq names its product cytohesin 2 (gene Cyth2). The record is from RefSeq and is a predicted model, not a curated record. NCBI's taxonomy places the organism in Eukaryota, Metazoa, Chordata, Mammalia, Rodentia, Heteromyidae. Bases 253 to 1452 code for a protein of 399 amino acids. Gene Ontology annotation, molecular function: guanyl-nucleotide exchange factor activity. The transcript has 12 exons. Gene Ontology annotation, biological process: regulation of ARF protein signal transduction.